Molecule: messenger RNA, 2645 nt
Organism: Pieris rapae (cabbage white)
Lineage: Eukaryota; Metazoa; Arthropoda; Insecta; Lepidoptera; Pieridae
Exons: 3
Coding region: 305-925 (206 amino acids)
Source: RefSeq, a predicted model, not a curated record
UCAACAUCAUUUAUACUUUAGUGACGAUACUAUCUACAUUUAACGGUCUUCCUCCGAUUAAUAGAGAGUUUAUUAAUUUUAUUAGCAGAGAUGUAGCCGCUUAGCGUUUUGGCCGACUAGCGCGGUAGUUUUCUACUAUACUUAAUUACUUACGCAAUUGUUUUUUUCCUUUCGUUUAUAUUGUAAUCGAUUUGUAUAAUUUUAUUGUAUCUAUGUAGUAAAGUUAACCGUAGUUAUAUGAUCGUAGAUAGAUUUAGGGUACACUCAAAUAUUCACAAGUUCAGUAUUGUUAUUCAAAAUCAAGAUGGGACAUCUGCUGAGGAGUGCCUUCGUGAUUGGGAUGGGGAAGGACUACGAUGAGGAUGGGAUGUCCCUAGACGAAGGAAGACAGUCACAACGCCCGUACCGAUAUGGCAUGGUUUUGCUGUGCGCGGGGGCCCUGAUCAAUUGGUUGGGAUUGGCCGAGGACUACGCUGAGCCGGUGCGCUAUGUGGGCGUGGCCUGCAUCGUCGCGGGAGCUCUGCUCAUCUGCGCCGCCAUGUGCUGCUGGCUGCAGUCCCCCGCCCGGCAACCGCAGAACGACCGCGCUUCGCCUGAUACCCAUCAAAUUGACGACCCCAUCCAUGUGAUAUCGAUGCCGGACGAGGAGACGAUGCAGCAGAAACCGCCAGAUUACGACACGGUCGCCGGGGCCCCGCCCACUUAUGACGACGCGAUCAAACUUAACCCGGCGCGGUUGCUCCCGGCGAGCAGCAGUCGCGUGGAGCCCCACCGCCCGGCCCCGGAGGCCCCGGUCAUCCCUGGCCAACUGGAAGAUGUACACUACCCCGUCGCCGCCGCGGGGGUGCCGCUGACCCACGGCCAGGUCCCCAAAACUCCCCCGCCCCCCUACAGAGCUCCGAACCCCCCGCCGGCCAUCAGAUGAAAGGCGCGGAACUUCAAUCCACUGCUGUUUGGGAGCUGUACAUGUGAGUCGCGGCGUUUGAGCGGCGAAUAGGUGAAACGUUGCGGUAUUAUUUUAUUAUACGAAUCCACGUUUAUUGUUGAGAUUGAUGCGUACUUAUGUGAUAUACGUUAAUAGUUAUUAACUUAAUUUACCUACCUGCUGUAUAUAAUGUUAGGAUAUUAUUACUACUAAGAAAUUUGUAUUUAUUUUUUGUAUAAUGAAAUUUCGUUGUUACGAUUUCCAGUAAUGUUACGUGUGACAGUGUAUCUUCUUAGACUCAGGCAUUGCUCUGCGGCUUUUCUUGCCUAACCCUCGGUUCACCGACGACAUUAUAACUAACGGACUAAAGAUGCAGACUAUAGUAAAUGUGCCAUGUCUUAACGCCUCCCACAAUUUAUCUCAUGUAUUUACGAAUGAAAUCCUUUUAAGAAAUUUUACCUGAUAUUCUGACGUCGUAUCACGAAGAAGUCUAUUAGAAGGUUUUCAACCGUAAUUUUAAAUAAUACAAUUUGACACUAAAGUAAUAACUAAUUUGCUCAAUGACGCGUCAAGAACGUGGUACUGAAGAAUUUGACGAAAUUGUAUUAAUAUUGUGAUUAACACUAAAGACACGUACGUAUCACAGACGACGUAAUCUUGUCUAGGCAAAACGGGGCAGGGUAACUCGACACGAAUUCGAAAUGUGCUUUAAAAACAUUUAAAUGCAAUAUUAUUCAUACAAAAGCGUUAGCAAUCUUUCGAUAACAGUGUUGUGCAAUCCAUAAAAGAUUGCUGUAUUUGCGAUUUCGAAUUCUCCAGGGUAAUCUUCAAAAUCCACUUGUGAUAUGUUAAUAGUUGUAUAAUUUAUUAACUAUUAUUUUCAACAGUUUGUUUGUAAUCGUUUUUUUAUAAACGAUGUUCACGUUAUCUAUAAGCGAAUAUUGUUUAAAUGAAGGCAAUAAACAUAAUCAUUAGAAGUAAGCGUAGACUAAAGAAAUUGUUCACUUUAAUUUCGAUUCUAGUCCUCAAAUAACGACUAUAAUAAAACAAUUAACGUGAUCGCAAGCAUAUUGUAUUUGUACAGGUUUUCAUUGCACAACUCAAAAUUACCUAUUUGCGAACAUUGUUCAUAUCGAUUUUAUUAUUUUAGUAAUACGAAAAGUAAUCACGUUUUAUAAUAUCAUGUUUAUAGGUGCGCAGUUAAUACAUUUAUCGACUCUGCACUAUUUUCUAUAACUUUGAUAUGAUAAUAUUCUGUCAUCUUGCAAUAUUUCUUUAUAUGUAAUUUACUACUGUUAUCUGCCUAUUUUUCUGUUUGUCUUAUCAAUUAAAAAUACCUCGGAGUUAGUGCUUUAUCUAUUUGCUGUAUAUUCCGCCGACGGCAGUUGGUUUAAUGUCAGAUAGCCAAAGAUGUGUGAUUCGAAUUCCUAAAUUUUAGCGUAUUAAUUUGUAUUCCUUUUGCUUUUUAUGUCUUCUAUGUAAUAAUUUCCUAUUUACAAAAGACACAUUGCCAUAACUAUUGUAAAGUAGCGAUUAAAGAAUUUAGAUUGGGACCAAUACCGUUUACACCUUCUUUUAUUACAGCUUGAUAAAAUUAUUUUUUAGUGUACCUACCCGGUUUCUCUAAAAUGUUUCAAUGCUGAAGUUGUGCAUUUAUUAUUUGUACAUUAUACGAAAUUUGAGUGUACAUACAAAAUAAAUGUUGUUCAGAAAGUACAAA